AUGGCUCAACCUUCUGCCCCCCAGAAUCCCACUGGUGAGCCCGCUGCUCCCGUGGUUGACACCCCUCCCCAGGCCGAUGAUCAGACGCGAAACCAGAAUGCCGAUGUCGCUACCAAGUCGGCAGAUGGCUCUGUAGUCCCCAAGGUGAAGAGCGAGAAAGAACUGGAACGUGAGCGACGCAAGGCCGAGAAGGCGAAGAAAUUUGCCGAGAAGCAGGCAAAGGCUGCCGCCGCGAAACCCGCCGCCCCGAAGGCUGAGAAGAAGCCCAAGGUCGAGAAGGAGAAGACUACUGAUGCCUAUGAUCCCAAGGUCAUUGAAGCCGGUCGCUAUGAAUGGUGGGAGGAGCGCGGCCUCUUCCUGCCCGAGUUCGGCCCUGAUAACAAGGUCAAGCCUGAAGGCUACUUCGUCAUCCCCAUUCCUCCCCCCAACGUUACCGGUUCGCUUCACAUGGGCCACGCUCUCACCAACGCUCUUCAAGAUACCAUGAUCCGUUGGCAGCGCAUGAAGGGUAAGACCACCCUGUGGCUCCCCGGUAUGGACCACGCCGGUAUCUCCACCCAGAGCGUGGUGGAAAAGAUGCUCUGGAAGAAGGAAAAGAAGACCCGUCACGAUCUGGGUCGUCAGGCUCUUAUGGAUCGCGUCUGGGCUUGGAAGCAUGAGUACCACGCCAACAUCAAGAACGCGCUCCGCAGAGUCGGUGGUUCCUUCGACUGGACGCGUGAGGCCUUCACCAUGGACCCCAACCUGUCGGCUGCUGUCACCGAGACCUUCGUGCGCCUUCACGAAGAGGGUGUUAUCUACCGUGCUAACCGUCUGGUCAACUGGUGUGUGGCUCUCAACACCUCUCUGUCUAACCUCGAAGUCGAGAACAAAGAGGUGGAAGGACGCACGCUCCUGGAUGUGCCCGGUUAUGAGCGCAAGGUCGAAUUCGGUGUCCUGACUCACUUCUGUUACGAGAUUGAUGGCACGAAGGAGCGCAUUGAGAUUGCUACUACCCGUCCGGAGACCAUGAUCGGUGAUACCGGUAUUGCUGUGCACCCCGACGACAAGCGUUACAAACACCUGAUCGGCAAGGCUGCCCGUCAUCCCUUCGUGGACCGCCUGCUGCCUAUCGUUGCUGAUGCCGAUGUGGACCCUGAGUUCGGUACUGGUGCUGUGAAGAUCACCCCGGCCCACGAUUUCAACGAUUUCAACCGCGGAAAGGCCCACAACCUGAAGUUUAUCUCUGUGCUGAAUGACGAUGGUACCUUCAACAAGAAUGGUGGUCCCUUCGAGGGUAUGAAGCGCUUCGAUGCUCGGUACAAGGUGAUCGAGCUGCUGAAGGAGAAGGGAUUGUACGUGAAGUGGGAGAACAACCCCAUGAAGAUCCCUCGCUGCGCUAAGUCCAACGAUGUCAUCGAGCCUAUUCUCAAGCCCCAGUGGUGGAUGCGGAUGAAGGAACUCGCUGAGCCUGCUAUCAAGGCUGUCAAGGACGGUGAGAUUGUCAUUAGACCCGAAUCCGCUGAGAAGAGUUACUACCGUUGGAUGGAAAACAUCAACGAUUGGUGUCUCUCCCGCCAGCUCUGGUGGGGUCACCAGGCCCCCGCCUACUUGGUCAAGAUUGAAGGCGAGGAGUGCGAUGAUAGUGACGGCAACAACUGGGUCUCUGGCCGGACUGAGGAAGAGGCCCAGAAGAAGGCGGAGGCCAAGUUCCCUGGCAAGAAGUUCUCUCUGGAGAGAGACCCUGAUGUCCUCGACACGUGGUUCUCCUCCGGACUGUGGCCCUUCUCCACUCUCGGCUGGCCCCGUCAGACCCAUGAUCUGGAGAACCUCUACCCUACCUCUGUCCUGGAGACUGGUUGGGAUAUUCUCUUCUUCUGGGUUGCCAGAAUGAUCAUGCUCGGCAUCAAGAUGACGGGCAAGAUCCCCUUCCGGGAGGUUUAUUGCCACUCGCUCAUCAGAGAUUCGGAAGGUCGCAAGAUGUCCAAGUCUUUGGGCAACGUCAUCGAUCCUCUGGAUGUCAUGGAGGGAAUUGAACUCCAGUCGCUUCACGCCAAGCUGCUCACGGGUAACCUUGCUGAUAAGGAGGUCGCCACUGCUACGAAGUACCAGAAGAAGGCGUUCCCUAAGGGUAUUCCCGAGUGCGGUGCUGAUGCCCUGCGCUUCGCUCUUGUGUCUUACACUACCGGCGGUGGUGAUAUUGCCUUCGAUAUCCAGGUCAUCCACGGAUACCCUUUGGAGCAGCGUGAGUUCUCCGUCGUGGCCACUACGGUGUACCAAUACUGGUACUCCCAGCUUUGCGAUGUGUUCAUUGAGAACUCCAAAUCGCUCCUCGCGCCGGACGUCCCUGCUGAGGUCCAGGAGACUGCCAAGCAGACGCUGUACACCGCUCUGGAGGGUGCACUGCUCCUGAUCCAUCCCAUCAUGCCCUUUGUUACUGAGCACCUGUGGCAGCGCCUGCCCCGCCGUCCCGGUGACAGCACCAUCUCUAUCAUGAAGGCCCGGUACCCCGAGUACAAGGCUGAGUUCAACGACCCUGAAGCCGAGACCGCUUACGAGCUUGUCCUGAACGUGUCCAAGGCGAUUCGUUCGAUCCUGGCUCAGUAUGAGGUUAAGACCAAGGGCGACAUCAUUGUCCAGACCUACGAUGCUACCAGCCACAAGACUGUCUCCAAUGAGCUCAACAUCAUCAAGUCUCUUGGUGGCAAGACUCUGGGUGAUCUGAGCGUCAAGGGACCGGAGGACACCACCAGCCCCUCGGGCUGCGUUGUGUCUCCCGUCGGUGCCGAGGCGGCCGUCUACCUCCGUGUGUCUAAGGAGGUUGCGCUUGAGCAGGAGGAGAAGGCCAAGGCUAAUCUUGCAAAGGUCCGCGAGACGGUGCGCCGCCAACAGACCCUUGUGGGCAGCGCUGCCUGGCAGGAGAAGGCCAAGCCCGAGCAAAAAGGACCUCCCUGGCUAACGAUGAAAUCUCUGCACAGGAAGCCCAAGAAUCCGCGCACCGCGCGCAUCCUCAAGGCCAAGGAGCCUCAACUCAUCGAGCCGCCCAAACGGACGCUGGUGAUGCACGGAUCGAAAUGUCCGACGGCGCUGAACACGGUGCUUAAGACGUUCCACUCGCUGACGCGACCCAACUCGGUCCUGUUCCACAAGAAGAACGAGAACAUCCACCCAUUCGAGAACGCGGAGAGUCUCGAGUUCCUGGCCAACAAGAACGAGUGCGGCAUUGUGGUGUUCGGCAGCAGCAACAAGAAGCGGCCCAAUUGCGUGACGCUGGCGCGUAUCUUCGACUCCAAGCUGCUGGACAUGUGCGAGCUGAUGCUCCUGCCCAACCCGGACGGCGAGGAGAUUGCUCCCUUCAACAACCUGAGCAUGCAGAUUGGCGUGGGGAUGCGUCCGCUGCUGCUGUUUGCUGGGAGCGCGUGGGACGAUGCGACGUCGUCGGUGCAUGUGUUGCUGAAGAGCAUGUUCGUCGACAUGUUCAAGGGCGAGACCUCGGAUAAGAUCGACGUCGAGGGCCUGCAGUAUGCGCUGAUGAUCGCCGCGGAGGAGCCCACGGAGGGCCUGGCGCCCGUCGUCCACCUGCGCUGGUACAAGAUCCGCACCAAGCGCAGCGGUCACAAGCUGCCCCGUGUCGAGCUCGACGAGAUCGGCCCCAAGUUCGACUUCAAGGUCGGGCGCAUCCACGAGGCGCCGCGCGACGUCAUGAAGGAGGCGCUCAAGCAGGGCAAGCGGCCGAACGAGGAGGUUAAGCUGAAGAAGAACAUCGAGCUGGACCCCAUCGGUGAUAAGAUGGGUCGCGUGCAUCUGACCAAGCAGGAUCUGACCGGCUUGCAGACCCGCAAGAUGAAGGGUCUGAAGCGGCGCGCGGGCGUGGAGUCGGACGACGAGGAUCACGAUGUGGACAUGAUGGAGGUGGAUGAGAUUUCGGAGGACGAGGGACCCAAGAGGGUGAAGACGGCUUGA
This is a messenger RNA of Aspergillus terreus NIH2624, 3942 nucleotides long. RefSeq names its product valine--tRNA ligase. Gene Ontology annotation, biological process: rRNA processing; valyl-tRNA aminoacylation. The coding region runs from base 1 to 3942 and encodes 1313 amino acids. NCBI's taxonomy places the organism in Eukaryota, Fungi, Ascomycota, Eurotiomycetes, Eurotiales, Aspergillaceae. Gene Ontology annotation, molecular function: rRNA binding; valine-tRNA ligase activity; ATP binding. The transcript is spliced from 6 exons. The record is from RefSeq and is a predicted model, not a curated record. Gene Ontology annotation, cellular component: cytosol.